Endocarpon pusillum Z07020 is the source of this 3576-nucleotide messenger RNA. RefSeq lists its product as uncharacterized. Gene Ontology annotation, cellular component: intracellular membrane-bounded organelle; membrane. Gene Ontology annotation, biological process: calcium ion transmembrane transport; intracellular calcium ion homeostasis. Lineage: Eukaryota; Fungi; Ascomycota; Eurotiomycetes; Verrucariales; Verrucariaceae. Bases 1 to 3576 code for a protein of 1191 amino acids. Gene Ontology annotation, molecular function: ATP binding; P-type calcium transporter activity; ATP hydrolysis activity. The transcript has a single exon. The record is from RefSeq and is a predicted model, not a curated record.
AUGUCUGCUCCCUCAGCCUCUGGCGAGGGUUCAUAUCUCGCUGUUCAACCUUCCUCGCCAACCUCAAAAUCAUUAGAUGGAGAUACCCUACGAUCGAGAUCUGGCUCCUUUCAGUCCGCCAGCGACUUUACAAUUCGAACGCGAGCAGUCUCCACCAAUACAGCCAUAUCGAGGAAUUCGUUUGAAGAUGUCCCCCCAGAGGAAGCGCUCAGGCCAGACAAAGGAAACGAAAAGGAUUUCGAAGUGGAUAACAAUCCUUUUGCCUUUUCACCAGGUCAAUUAAAUAAGAUGUUAAAUCCGAAAUCAUUACCUGCGUUUGCGGCAUUGGGUGGGCUUAAAGGGCUUGAAAAAGGCUUGAGAACAAGUUUGACCGCCGGUCUUUCAGUGGACGAAACCAAUCUGGACGGGAGGGUAUCUUUUGAUGAAGCAACGAAACAGCUACGGGUGAAAGAUAUCGAUGUCAGUCCACCAGUCCGAGGCGACACACAGGCCUCAGGUCGAGAAGUGAAAGGUCAAUUUCAAGAUCGAUUACGUGUUUUUCGAGAUAAUCGACUCCCGGAAAAGCAAGCGGACAGCAUUUGGGUACUGAUAUGGAGGGCCUACAACGAUAAAAUUCUUAUACUUCUGACCAUUGCAGCAGUUAUUUCACUGGCUUUGGGUCUGUACGAAACAUUCAGCGGCGGUUCGGACGUCGAUUGGGUAGAAGGAGUGGCUAUCGUGGUUGCGAUAGUUAUUGUCGUCUCAGUGGGAGCAGCAAACGAUUGGCAGAAAGAACGACAGUUCCUAAAGUUAAAUAAAAGAAAGGAUGACCGGGAAGUCAAGGCCAUUCGAUCCGGAAAAUCGAUGCAAAUAUCUGUGCACGACAUCACAGCUGGCGACAUUCUUCAUCUGGAACCCGGUGACGCCAUUCCAGCAGAUGGUAUCUUCAUAUCCGGUCACGGUGUCAAAUGCGACGAAUCAUCAGCUACCGGCGAAUCUGAUCAAAUGAAGAAGACCAGUGGUCUUGAAGUGCAACAACAGAUUGUGGACGGCACCGCAAGCAAGAAGCUCGACCCUUUCAUCAUCUCAGGCAGCAAGGUUCUUGAAGGUGUCGGUACUUAUCUCGUCACCAGUGUUGGUACAAACAGCUCGUAUGGAAAGAUCUUGAUGAGUCUGCAAACCGACAGCGAAGAUACACCUCUUCAAGUCAAGUUGGGCCGACUUGCUAACUGGAUCGGUGGUCUCGGUUCAGCGGCUGCGGUGCUGCUUCUGUUGGUUUUGACUAUCCGCUUCAUUGCAGGACUUCCCAACAACACCAACACUCCCGCUGUCAAGGGUCAGCAAUGGCUGGACAUCCUUAUUGUCGCGGUUACAGUCAUCGUUGUUGCAGUCCCCGAAGGUCUUCCUCUUGCCGUCACACUCGCCCUGGCUUUUGCCACAACUCGUAUGCUCAAGGAGAACAAUCUGGUUCGUGUGCUCCGAGCUUGUGAGACCAUGGGGAACGCCACCACCAUCUGUUCCGACAAAACCGGUACGCUGACUCAGAAUAAAAUGACAGUCGUUGCGGGAGCUUGGGGAAUCAAUGAUAGAUUUGCUCAAUCCACCCGGUCUGAUAACGAGAAAGUUUCAACAUUUGCGGCAGUCUUUGGCUCAAUCUCCAAACAAGCAAAGACCCUUUUCCGACAAUCGAUCGCCUUGAACAGCACUGCUUUCGAAGGAGAAGAGCAGGGGGUCCCGACUUUCAUUGGCUCAAAAACGGAGACUGCUUUACUUGUCCUCGCAAAGAAUCACCUUGGUCUUGACAACCUUGCGGAAGAGCGCUCCAACGCUGAGAUUGCUCAGCUCAUCCCAUUCGACUCGGCCCGUAAAUGCAUGGGUGCUGUUGUUCGACUCAGCAAUGGCACGUACCGAUUGUUGGUCAAAGGGGCUGCUGAAAUCAUGUUGGCACGUGCAACCCAAGCAGUAUCAGGCAUUUAUUCUGAAGAACUUGACGUAGUACCGUUGGAAAGCGCUGCGAAAGAACAAAUCUCGGCACUCAUCGACGAAUAUGCACGGGAUUCUUUACGAACAAUCGGCAUGCUCUACAAGGACUUCGAACAGUGGCCUCCACUAGAAGCCAAGCGACUGGAAGAAGACAAGAACAUGGCAGACUUCGAUGAUAUCUUCCACGAUAUGAUUUGGGUCGGUGUUGUUGGUAUUCACGAUCCUCUCCGAGAAGGCGUCAUCGAAGCUGUUGCUCAAUGUCAGCAUUCAGGUGUGGUCGUCAGAAUGGUUACUGGUGAUAACGUCACCACUGCCCGGGCCAUUGCAACCGAUUGUGGUAUCAUGACUGAUGGUGCCAUUGUUAUGGAGGGUCCCAAGUUCCGUCAACUUUCUGAUGAGGAGAUGGAUGAAGUUCUUCCUAACCUCCGCGUCCUUGCUCGCUCAUCACCAGAAGACAAACGCAUUCUCGUGGGCAGACUUAAGCAUCUUGGUGAGACUGUUGCCGUGACCGGGGAUGGUACCAACGAUGGUCCCGCUUUGAAGAUGGCCGAUGUUGGCUUCUCCAUGGGCAUUGCUGGUACAGAGGUUGCGAAAGAGGCCAGCUCUAUCAUUCUUCUCGACGACAACUUCUCCUCUACCAUCACCGCGCUGAUGUGGGGUCGUGCUGUCAACGAUGCCGUCAAGAAGUUUUUGCAGUUCCAGAUCACUGUCAAUAUCACGGCGGUCGUCUUGACCUUUAUCUCUGCCGUCACGAAUCCCGAUUAUCACUCUGUCCUUACCGCCGUUCAGCUGUUGUGGGUCAAUCUCAUCAUGGAUACGCUUGCAGCUCUUGCACUUGCAACCGAUGCCCCCACCAAGAAGAUUCUUGAUCGACCACCACAGCCAAAGUCCGCUCCUCUGAUCACCACCAAUAUGUGGAAGAUGAUUACUGGACAGGCUGUGUAUCAGCUCGUUGUCACCUUUGUCCUCUACUUUGCCGGCUACGAGAUCUUUGGUUAUGAUCGAGGCAACCCCGAUCAGGUUGCACAGUUGGCGACCAUGGUCUUCAAUACUUUCGUCUGGAUGCAAGUCUUUAAUGCGUUCAACAACAGACGUUUAGACAACAAGUUCAACAUCUUUGAAGGUAUACACCGCAAUUUUUGGUUCAUGGGCAUCGGCUGCAUCAUGGUCGGUGGCCAGAUAAUGAUCAUCUUUGUGGGAGGUCGUGCAUUUGGUAUUACUCGGAUCGACGGCGUCCAGUGGGCUAUCUGCCUUCUUUGCGCUCUACCUUGUCUGCUAUGGGCAGUUCUCAUUCGCCUCUUUCCAGACGACUGGUUUGGCUUCGUCUUCCACAAUUCGGUUGACGGUGUUGCUUUUAUGUUACGUCCUGUCACCAAGGCACUUCAUGUUGUGUUCCACCCACUGGCUCAAGGCUGGAGAGCAAUGAUGGCCCCUACAAAGCGGGCCCUCAAGCGUUUAACAGCCAAAGUCAGCAAAACUAAGACAGUCGACGAUGUAAAUGGAAAAUUACCUGAGGAUGAAGAAUCACGAUUUUCUUCACCAGUGGAAAAAGUUUCCACCCCAGUGUCACCUCCAACAAACCUUCCUCCUAUCACCCUUACAGGACCAAGCUAG